UCGUCUUCCGUGCAGCCCGCCGUGUGUUCAUCUCCUCCAACUGUCAGUCUCCAGCUCCGCUUUGAUUUCUUCAUCCACAGCGGAAAAAAAAACAUGCAGAAGAGGAGGAAGCCGGAGCCGAUCCAACUCAACCCGAUUCCCGAUGGAAACACCAUCAACGGAACCGGAGCCACGGAAACCAAUUUGGAGGCGCUCCAGAAGAAACUGGAGGAGCUGGAGUUGGACGAGCAGCAGCGGAAACGCCUGGAGGCCUUUCUCACCCAGAAGCAGAAAGUGGGAGAGUUGAAGGACGAUGAUUUUGAGAAGAUAUGUGAGCUGGGGGCCGGCAAUGGAGGGGUGGUCUUCAAGGUUUCGCAUCGUCCCUCGGGACUGAUCAUGGCCAGGAAGCUGAUCCAUCUGGAGAUCAAACCUGCCAUCAGGAACCAGAUCAUCAGAGAGCUGCAGGUGCUACACGAGUGCAACUCCCCGUACAUCGUGGGCUUCUACGGAGCUUUUUACAGUGAUGGGGAAAUUAGCAUCUGCAUGGAGAACAUGGAUGGAGGUUCUUUGGACCAGUCCCUGAAGAAAGCAGGAAAGAUUCCAGAGCAGAUUCUUGGUAAAGUCAGCAUCGCCGUGAUCAAAGGACUGUCCUACCUGAGAGAGAAGCAUAAGAUCAUGCACAGGGAUGUCAAGCCCUCCAACAUCCUGGUGAACUCUCGCGGUGAGAUCAAACUUUGUGAUUUUGGAGUUAGCGGACAGCUCAUCGACUCCAUGGCAAACUCCUUCGUGGGGACGCGCUCCUACAUGUCUCCCGAGCGACUGCAGGGAACCCAUUACUCAGUCCAGUCUGACAUCUGGAGUAUGGGCCUGUCUCUGGUGGAGAUGGCUAUCGGGCGGUUCCCCAUCCCACCACCUGACUCAAAGGAGCUGGAGCAGAUUUUCGGUUGUCCGAUGGAGGGGGAGGCUGCAGCCAGCGAGUCCUCAUCCACACCGAGACCUCCUGGCCGGCACGGCUCCUACGGACCGGACAGCCGACCUCCGAUGGCCAUAUUUGAGCUACUGGACUACAUUGUUAAUGAGCCUCCACCAAAGCUGCCUGGCAUAUUUAGCUCAGACUUCCAAGACUUUGUGAACAAAUGCCUCAUCAAGAAUCCAGCAGAAAGAUCGGACCUGAAACAGCUGAUGGUGCACCCAUUCAUUAAACAGUCAGAGGCAGAGCAGGUGGACUUUGCCGGCUGGCUCUGCAGCACCAUCGGCCUGAACCAGCCGUCCACUCCCACCCACAGCUCUGCCAUGUGAAGUCAUUUGAGAAACCCUUUAAAUCAGACGUGAUAGUGGUAGAAAAUGCAUCAUGUGUUUACCAAAUCCACCGUGCAAUCUAUUUUUUUUGUGCAAUAUGCCAAGUUUAUUAUAAACAGACGGGACUCCAGCCACCCCUCGAGAAAAGCCAUCUUUUUCUAAAUCAGAUUUAAAGAACACUUCUGCUAAAUCGUGUGCUUUGAUCCUUGUGUCUUUAAUAUAUAUAUAAAAAAUAAAAGCUUUAACUCAAAAA
This is a messenger RNA of Synchiropus splendidus (mandarinfish), 1531 nucleotides long. It is a transcript of the gene map2k1, whose product is annotated as mitogen-activated protein kinase kinase 1. Lineage: Eukaryota; Metazoa; Chordata; Actinopteri; Syngnathiformes; Callionymidae. The transcript is spliced from 11 exons. Gene Ontology annotation, molecular function: protein kinase activity; ATP binding. Bases 94 to 1278 code for a protein of 394 amino acids. Gene Ontology annotation, biological process: protein phosphorylation. The record is from RefSeq and is a predicted model, not a curated record.